GUGGCCAAGCGUCACGCCGAACUCAUCAAUGGUAUCAACGCAAUGUACGCCACAUUGAUCAAGAUGCGAUAUCUUCGCGAGGACGAAGUCAUCUACCCUCCGUACGGCGUGUGUGGAAAGCCCGCUGUGGCUGUCGAACAACUACGAGCUGCCGGAUUCGUUCCCGAAGUGAUUGCCCUCAUGGAGUUGCUUCCUUAUCCAUCAAAUGAGGCUCUGGAAUACUGGUCAGAUCAGGAGGAGGGUGUGCCGAUCGCACCAGAUAGUGGUGCCAUGUCAUAUCUCGAAGGUCAUGACUGGGACGGCACGAUAGCAACAUCGAGACAACCACUUAGAGCUGGCGAAACUGGUUUGCCAGCCUGGGCGUUCAAAAUCACAUUCUGUGGGAGUAAUUGGGGCACUGAAUAUUUGUACGACACACGAGACAGUAAGUCCAGCAUACACACGACAGCAAACUUCACACGCUGACAGAUUGCUUUGCAGGAAGAAUGAGACGCUGGGCUUCCAAGAGCGAAAACACAGAAUACGAGCAUCAACCCAACAGAGGGACAGAACAAUCCUGGGAUCUUCUGCGGAACGAAAUACUCAGCCUGGAUUGGAUCCCAUGGCGUGAUGAAGGCGAAUGCUACCAAACACUCAACAUACACGCACGACCAAGCCUGCUCUCCGGCGUAGGCGGAACGAAUCGAUACGAAGAAUAUGAUGGCGAGUCUGAAAUGAUGGACGACCAAUAUGCGAAGUUGAAGCAACACAUCGAAGCGGCUCGGAUGAGCAUCCCGGCCUUGAAUGUUGCCUUGAAGAUGCGACGGAAAAGAUCAGGCACACUGAGCAUCGACGACCUCAAGCAACUUGCCGCCGAGCACAGGAUCUCAAUCGAUCACUCUCCCACACGGCAAGUGCGACCAGAAGGCUGGGGCAUUGGUAUGGUGUUGGACGGGGUUGAGCGAAACGCGCCAGAGAACAAAGCACUACGGAGCAAGAUCUUGUCCAUGCGAAACGCCAGUGCCCAGCAACUGCGCAACACAGCAAUCGAGUAUGGUUGUGAGAUACCCGAAGUACCGAGCCCACCACCAGCACCGCCAUUGCAACUCGACCCCAAGGUAGAGGUGGCCAAGGCUGUGCGGAACAUGUUUGCUGUGAAGCGACAGUUGUUCCGAGAUUGUGGCUGGGAGGAGAGGUUCAAUGGUGAUGAGUUUGAGAGAAAGCGAGAGGACCUGCUGACCGAGUACCACUCUUUCUUCUCGCUCCUUGGUCCGAGAGGUCAAGAUAUCCACGAUGCCGUCGAGGGAGCGUGGUUGAGGGAUUGGUUCAAGCAGAAGGCUGGCGAGAGAGCUGUUUAAUUAAUUACGACAUAAUGAACAUGAAAGCAAUGAAAGAUAUGUGAUGCAUAGCGCUUCUGCCUGCAACUUGAAUUGGGUUCGUUCGUGAUAGUCGUUUCCUCAUUAAGGGGCAGAGUUCGAGGGCCAAUA
This is a messenger RNA of Aureobasidium subglaciale EXF-2481, 1466 nucleotides long. RefSeq lists its product as uncharacterized. Bases 486 to 1337 code for a protein of 283 amino acids. NCBI's taxonomy places the organism in Eukaryota, Fungi, Ascomycota, Dothideomycetes, Dothideales, Saccotheciaceae. The transcript has a single exon. The record is from RefSeq and is a predicted model, not a curated record.